Molecule: messenger RNA, 210 nt
Organism: Emiliania huxleyi CCMP1516
Lineage: Eukaryota; Haptophyta; Isochrysidales; Noelaerhabdaceae
Exons: 3
Coding region: 1-210 (69 amino acids)
Cellular component (GO): nucleosome
Molecular function (GO): protein heterodimerization activity; structural constituent of chromatin; DNA binding
Source: RefSeq, a predicted model, not a curated record
AUGGCGGCCGAGGUGCUCGAGCUCGCGGGCAACGAGCUCAACAAGUUCCUCGGCGGCGUCACCAUCGCCUCGGGCGGCGUCCUCCCCAACAUCCACUCGGUGCUCCUGCCGAAGAAAUCCAAGGUCGCGGGUAAGGGGAAAACAGAGGGUGUUUGGUGCGCCAUUCGGUUUCUCUCGAGUUUCCCUCGGGAAACUCGCGAGUUUCCCUGA